This is a messenger RNA of Stegastes partitus (bicolor damselfish), 3782 nucleotides long. RefSeq names its product ARB2 cotranscriptional regulator A (gene arb2a). Lineage: Eukaryota; Metazoa; Chordata; Actinopteri; Pomacentridae. Gene Ontology annotation, biological process: regulatory ncRNA-mediated heterochromatin formation. The transcript is spliced from 11 exons. The record is from RefSeq and is a predicted model, not a curated record. Bases 123 to 1391 code for a protein of 422 amino acids. Gene Ontology annotation, cellular component: nucleus. Gene Ontology annotation, molecular function: siRNA binding.
GCUCCAUGCUGCACCGCUCAGAGUCCUUCCUGUUUUAGAAAUUUCAAGGAAGCAGCAGCAACUGGAGUCAGGCGCAAAACACUGAUGGAUUCGUCUCUGUGAUCUUUGGGAGGGGAAGACCCAUGCUCUCUCACCUUUGUGCUGCCACACCAGCCGUGUACAUACUGUGGAUCGCCAUGGCCCAGGUUGCUGGCCAGGAAGACAGAGAGAAAACUACCGCGCUCAAAGAUUUGCUGUCAAGAAUAGACUUAGAUGAACUUAUGAAGAAAGAUGAACCUCCUUUCACUUUCCCCAAAACACUGGAGGAGUUUGAAUACACCUUCAAUGAAUAUGGCCAGCUCAGACAUAUAAAAACGGGUAAACCCUUUGUGUUCAAUGCCAGAGAGGAUCUCCACCGCUGGAACCAGAAACGCUAUGAAGCUCUUGGAGAGAUCAUCACUCAGUAUGUUUAUGAGCUGUUGGAGAAAAAGUGCAACAUGACUAAAGCAAUCCUGCCAGUCGAUGCUACAGAAGAUGAACCCACCAGUUUUAUCUACCUGAGCCCAGAUGCCUUGUCCAACCCAUCCAAGCUGCUGGUGCUGAUCCAGGGUAGUGGCGUGGUGCGUGCCGGUCAGUGGGCCCGUAGACUAAUCAUCAAUCAGGACCUGGACUCAGGGACACAGAUUCCCUUCAUUAACAAAGCCAUGGAGGAAGGCUAUGGUGUGAUGGUGCUCAACCCCAACGAGAACUAUUUGGAAGUGGAAAAGCCAGCAAAGUUCUCUCCCCUGCCCUCUCCUACGGAGCCCUCGGACGAACCCGCUGAAAAGAGGGAGCGCAAAGACGAUAAAGAGGGCAAAAAGAAGAGAGAGUUUUAUGAGAAAUAUCGUAACCCACAGAAGGAGACAGAGACCGAACGGAUUCCCAUACGGGAAAACGGCUCCUCCGAGGAACACGUGCUGUACGUGUGGGACCACUUUGUGUCCAAAGCCGCAGCCAAAAAUGUCUUCAUCGUGGCCCACAGCUAUGGAGGGCUGUCUUUCGUUGAGCUGAUGAAUCAGAGAGAAAUGCAAGUAAAGAACAGAGUGUGUGCGGUGGCUCUGACUGACUCUGCUCACAACAUCUGGCUACAGGAGACCAGCAAAGGCACACAGGACUGGAUGCAGCAGCACUGUUGUAACUGGGUAUCGAGUCCAGAGCCCUUGGACACACCGCUGGAUCCCAUGCUGCCAGAUUGCCCCAGAGUCUCUGCAGGCACAGAGAGACAUGAGCUGACCUCCUGGAUGAGUUUCACCUCCAUCUUCAGGUUCUUCAGUGAGGUCCUGGAGGCGAAAGAAGACGAGGAGGCGGAGGAGACCUCCAACACCGUCACCACUCGCAGCAGCUCCCUCAAAAACAAACACCAAGAUUUGUAGACAACCAUCAACAGUGACUUGGAACUGGAGGAGAUGUGGGGUGGGGUGUGGGGGGGUGGCGAGGGAUCAGAGGUGGGGUGCAAAAAGGGUCCUAUCUGCUAUUUUUUCUUUCCUCGCUCUCUGUCUCUGUAACCUCCCACCAGCUCUCCUUUCCCACUCUUUUCCCCGAGUGUCAUUUCUCCCUUCCAGCCCUCCCUGGUUUUUGCACACACAUAGCCUUCUUGUUGUAAGAGACAAGAGUACAGGGUCACCGUGUAUACAUCACAAUAACGUUUUGCAUUACUUCUAGUUGAGCGCAACUGUCAAAGCAAUAUGGGCCUGAGUGUUAGCGCUUCCCGUGGGCUGUGGCCUGGCUGCGGGUACGGGCCACAGCAGCAGAGAUUAAGGCUGACAGGCGCUGUGCACAAUGCGCUGUGGUGCACCUCUAAUUGUCCUGACAUCAGCCUGAACUGAGCUAAUGCCCCGCCUGCCCUCCAGUCUGCACUGCUCAGCCUCUCCCUCCUCUCCCUCUUCCCCCCCGGUCCUAACGCCUGGACUGCUUACCCUGAAAUUAGCUCAUGUGGUACGGUAUGUUCUGGUGAGAUUCGGUAUCAUUUCAAUCCGGCUAAUGCCCAUGUUUUUUUCAUUUCUUUUAGUUUUCUAAUUUUAUUUUUUUUUUAUGCCAUACACACUACAAAUUUUAAUACGACUGAACACCCUUCACUAGUGAUCAUUUGUUUUAACAAAGGGUGUUGUUUUUAGGACUUUUCUUUAUUAUCUGACUCCUCCACACACAUGCACACAAUCGGCUUUUAAGUCUGACUUUUCUCAUUUAGCUCUGUGAAGAACAUGGCGCUAACCCGUGCCAUGUGUUUCUGGAAUUGCAGUUCUUAUAAUAAGAGAGAUUUUUUAGUUUGUUUGUUUUUCAACUUUGAGCUAAAUUUGAAGGCAGUGUCUCAUACACACAUUCAGACUAUGUUAUUUUUAAUAUUAAACCAAUAUCUCUCAGAGCAAGUAAGUGAGUGUUUACUUUCGUACAUCUAUGGGUUUGAUUUGCAAAAGUGUGGAGAGUUCAUUUCUCUGUUUAUUAUAAAUAUAUAUCUUUUUUUCCCUUGUUUUUUUUUUUCCAGUGUGAUAUCCUUGAAAUUGAUGUCUCUGGAUGAUUGAAUGCGAUGAAACAAAUAAAACAAACACAACCUGUUCUGAAUAUGGAAAAUUCAGGACACUGAGCAUAUUUAAAAUCACUUAAAGUCAAGCAUCAAAAUGGGUUUGAGGGAUAUCUCAUUUUAACAGGAGCCAGAAGUCAGCUCACAACACUCAUAAAACCUCAAUAUAUCGCCUUACACAUGUCAGGAAAUCCAAGAUUUCAAUAUUAUUCUAAGCCGGAAUGAUAUUUCCUUAGAUGUUGGAGAAAUGUAACAUAUCCAUUUUUUUUUUUUCUUUCAACCAAAGUACUCUCCUUGUGUACUUAGAAGUGACAAAGUUAGCUCGAUGCUCAGCUGCACAUAAUCUGACUAUGUGACACAAACAUGGUAAUUUUUUUUCCAUAAAGCUGAUAUGUUUUAUAAACCACUCGAGGCUUAACGGAAUACAUUUCUAAUGUGUCAUGACAUUAGUAAAAACUCAAACUGGAUACUAAGUCUUAUGAUACCUUAGAAACGUUCUUAAAUAUAUUCUCUCCUUCUUCUUUUUUUUUUCCUUCAAACAGUUACCAUUGUUAAACUUGUACACUGUGAAAUCCUGCCUCUUCUGCCCACUGUGUGUAUGGUUUAAGGCUUUUGUGGAUUAUCUUUCUGCUGUAAUCAGACAAGUGUGCCUGAUGGUUGCAGGCCUAAUUUCCUUUUAAUUUGAUUCAGAUCUCUCCAGGUUUCAGCAAAGAAGUUGGCUUAUUAUUUGAUUUGAUGAGUUUCAUUUCAAGAUACCAUUGCUCAUCUUUCUGCUUUUCAGCUACAAUCAGUUCAUUUUUCACUCUACAAUUUGUAUAUUGUUGCCUUAGGAAUAAACAAGACUCUGCUCACUGUUUUUAAUAAUAUCCAGCAAGCCAUAUGUGAACAGAACUAACGAUGUAAGAGCAGCCUAAAUCCAAAGCACAGUCUGCAAAUAAAAGGGGACUAUUUUUGCCAAUUGCUCUUGAAGACGUUAUUUUUUGCAGAUGGUUUAUUUGUUGUAAUGGUUUAAGAAACAUGCCUAUUUUGUUUUAUCACAGCACAAGCUUUUCUGGUUUAUUCAAAGUAUCCUGCCAGGUCACAUAUUUUGCUUAUAUUCUCACAUGUUUUUCUCCUUCUCUUUUGAUCCAUUUCGGGUUUUAAACGACUGUCUUUAAAAAUGAUUUUUUAACGCUUCUGCAGCACAGUAAUUACUUUAACAUGAUUUCAUUUUUUGUAAUCAACCCAUUAAAGCAAAUAAAACGAA